CUCACUACACGCAAAUACGAGCGUUUCUGCAUAUCACAUGCAGGAACGGGAUCGCUACAUUUCCUGGUUGUAAGCAAACUGCAAUAUCCUGAAUUCAUAGCGAUUUCAGGACGUGGAGGACCGCCUAAUGGGAGGUGUAUCCAAUUGAUGUGAGAAAUAUCAAAAUGUCUGUGUUUGUAGCCAGCGCUUUCAGCCAGAGGAUUUCGAAACGGAACUGAAGUCACAACUGAUGGGGUUGUUUUUCCAUCGAUUUUCCCCUUCCAAUAAGAAAGCAUCCGGUCAGCGCACGUUACCCAACUAACUACAUUUGUUUAUCUAAACCAAAAGCUAUCUAACUUUCAUAAUACGCUGGCUAAACCCUAAAAAACAAUGCAAUUAGCUCCUGGUAUCUGCUAUCUUUUCAUAUAUAUGCUGGAUCGAGGCAUCAACAUGGUCUGUCUUUUAUCGUUGGUGUGUUUACAAGUAGGCUACAACUUAUAUUGUAGUUUUUUUCCUGUAUUAUGGGGGAUUAGUUGAUUGUUAAGGCAAGCCUUUAAUUAUUUCUUUAUUUUUAACUAGGUAAGUCAGUUAAGAACAAAUUAUUAUGUACAAUGACGGUCUAGGAGCAGUGGGUUUAACUGCCUUGUUCAGGGGCAGAAGGACAGAUGUUUACCUUGUCAGAUCGGGGAUUCGAUCCAGCAACCUUCCGGUUACUGGCGUCCCCCUGACAACGGUGAGUCGAGGAAAUGUCAGGUUUUGACAACUAAUCAUAUCGCCGUCUGCUACCACGAAGUAACCAAGAAUUUGACCAAUGAGGAUAGAGCUAUGGCGGGACCUUUAAAUUCUCGUCAAGUGGAUCAUGGAAAAAUGUAUUUCAUUUUAGGUCAUGUUGUUCCCGAGUUUUCUUUCCUUUCUGAACUAACGUUAGCUAUGACCUGUGGCGGGACCUUUAAACGCUAGAAGAGGACCAUGGACAAAUAUAUUUCCUCAGUGAGAUUACAUAUUCCUUCCCAAAGGGAUAGCAAUGUAUUUUGCCUGAUGUGGAUCAUAAGGUGUCCAAGGCAUUGUUCAGGUGUCCGGGGAAUGAGAUUCCAGAGAUGGACAUUGCCAGGGUUGACAAAAUGUGGUGUGACCGACCCUCCACCACCAUCUGCAGCUCAGUAGAGAUGGAGAGGGACUUUGCCUGUCCUCUGCUGCUCUGGAUGCCCAGGAAGCUCUGGCAGGUUCAGCUGCAUUGCCCACAUUCUGUACAGUGGGAAGGUCAUCAGUUGGAACGUAUGGUUCCUUACACUGUUCCACGCAAAUACACUGGGGAGCUGAUAGGUUUGGAGUACCUCUUCGGUCAGACUGGUUUGGUGCUGCAGGAUUAUAAAGCUGCCAUUGAGGAACUGGAGACGGGUGAUCCUGAUGUCCAAGAGGAGGAUGAUGAGGGCUUUGUCGAGCUUGUGGAAUUUCAGGACCUGACGGUCCCGGUGGUGGAGACAGCCCUGCCUCUUGUUGGCACCUUUUUCGUUCUACUCUCACCCCCUCUACCAGCAUCCAGUCCACAGCUGCAUCAGUCAGUCCCAUGUCCUCCACUCCUGUACGGGCUACUCCUCCACUCCUGUACGGGCUACUCCUCCACUCCUGUACGGGCUACUCCUCCACUCCUGUACGGGCUACUCCUCCACACCUGUACGGGCUACUCCUCCAUACCUGUACGGGCUACUCCUCCACACCUGUACGGGCUACUCCUCCACACCUGUACGGGCUACUCCUCCACACCUGUACGGGCUACUCCUCCACACCUGUGCUCGUCAGUCCCUUGUCCUACGUUCCUGUUCGGGGUAACGUUACUCCUUAGUCCAUGGACCAUAAAUGUUCUUUUUAAAGUGUGAAUUGGCUCUGGCAGUCAGAACAGCCAAAUACUCCAUCAACAGUAUUGAGAUAGUGAAAUGUUUUGUUGUUUCGGCUCUGUACUGCAGCACCUUGGAUUUGCAAUGGUACAGAUGUCAGGUUUAACGUGAGGGAAUUUUCAUCCAUAUUACAGCACUUUUUAUUACAGCAUUUUUUUCUACAUAUUCCCCCCAUUUAAGAGGAACCAAAAGUAUGGGGAUAAAUUCACUUAUGUGUUUUAAAGUAGUCAAAGGUUUAGUAUUUGGUUGCAUAUUCCUAGCAUGCAAUGAUUACAUCAAGCUUGUGGCUACAAACAUUUGCUCUUUGUUUUGGUUGCGUUUCAGAUUAUUUUAUGCCCAAUAGAAAUAACUGAUAAAUAAUGUAUUUUGUCAUUUUGGAGUCACUUAUUUUAAAUAAGAAUAGAAUAUGUUUCUAAACACUUCUACAUUCAUGUGGAUGCUACCAGGAUUACGGAUAGUCCUGAUGAAUUGUGAAUAAUGAUGAGUGAGAAAGUUACAGAUGCACAAAUAUCCCCAUGACAAGGGCUAUGUUGAGAGGUGGCUUGAAAGUAAGCAUUUCAUUGCAUUGUUUACACCCUGCUGUAUUCUGUAUAUGAUCAUUAAAAUUUGAUUUGAUUUGACA
Oncorhynchus kisutch (coho salmon) is the source of this 2496-nucleotide messenger RNA. RefSeq lists its product as uncharacterized. Bases 1077 to 1856 code for a protein of 259 amino acids. The record is from RefSeq and is a predicted model, not a curated record. The transcript is spliced from 3 exons. NCBI's taxonomy places the organism in Eukaryota, Metazoa, Chordata, Actinopteri, Salmoniformes, Salmonidae.